UCUUUCCUGUGUGGCAUGCUGAUGGAUAAGUAUAAGACCCCCCUGCAAGAAUGCCACCACAUUGGGAAAAACCGAGCCAUUGCGUUGCCUUCCCUCCGCCGAGAUGCAGCACCUGAUCGUGGCCGUCCUCCUGGCAUCAUCCUGGACCUUCUGCACCGCAGCCGGAGACUGGUGCUAUCAGUCCCAGUUCACCUGCGACCAUCAGUGCAACACUCCAGACAAGUGGAACCAUGCAAACGGCGCCUGUGCCGGGAGGUACCAGUCACCCAUCAACAUUGUCACCAGGAAGACUUUGAAAGACGAGCGUUUGACUCCUCUUCAGUUCACCAACUACCAGCAGAUCUUUAGAGGCACCAUCAAGAACAACGGCCACUCGGUUCAGGUUGGAGUUCCUCACCUGAGCACCAUCUCGGGUGGAGGCCUGCCGACCACCUACAAGGCUGUCCAGUUCCACCUGCACUGGGGGAGCAAUGGAGGGCCGGGCUCCGAACACACCGUUGACGGGGAGCAGUACCCCAUGGAGCUGCACAUCGUGCACAUGAAGCAUCAUUACGCUGACCUGGCGACGGCGCUGGCCGAUCCAGAAGGAGUUGCAGUCCUGGGCUUCUUCUAUGUGGUGUCCAACAGUGCGAACCGCAGGUAUGACCCCAUCGUCAGCGCGCUGCGAAGCAUCAAAACAGCAAACGGCAACACAUCGCUGCCUCCCACCUCUUUGGCGCAGCUCAUUCCACCUGAGCAGAACCUGACCUCCUUUUACCGCUACAAGGGCUCGCUGACCACACCGGGCUGCACCGAGGCUGUGAUCUGGACUUUGUUUGAGAACCCCGUCCCUCUGAGCUUCGAACAGCUGCGGGCGUUCUCUGAGCUCAAGUUCCACGACGGGAAGUCCAUGGUGGGGACUUUCAGGCCAGUGCAGCCCCUCAACGGCCGCCAGGUGUUCCGAUCAGGUGGCGUGGUGGUCCUGUUCAGCCCCGCCCUCCUCGUGGCCGCCCUGGCGACGGCCCUGGGACUGUCCCGGCCUAACUAGAGCCAGGCGCCUGUGCUGCACUGCGACACUCAUGAACACAUGAAGCUCUUCACCAUUCCCAAGUUGAAACCCGUGGUUGGUAACUCCGUCACCGCAUGGUUUCCAACGUGCUCGUACGCGUCGUAGUGCAGACAUGACUCACCCGGUGGCCCCCACCUCCUCCCCUUAUGACACACAUGACAAAGGUGUUCGAGCGACACCUUCGAGGUGCUCUAUGGGUUGGGUCGGCAUGCGUGCAUGCGUAGUGAAUCAGUAGGUCACACAUCAGCCUCAUGAAUGUGCCGUGAAGCAGGCUUCCAAGCACAACGGCAUUCAUACCCCAGCCUGCCCUGAUAGUUCACCGCAUCAUCGUAAACGCCACACGCACGCACGCACACACGCACACGCAUACAUCCCACAUCCCCUCGCACUUUGGAGCUCAUCCCCCUUGAACAAUGUCAAUCAAAUUUAGUCCCUGCUAACAUCACCGCGAGUCCCAUGACGAGGCACGUGAGGCCUCGUUCCCCCCCAGUGGCGCGUGAGAACAGUAUGGAGCUAUUAAUAGCACAGCUGAGUCACCAAAACAAGCUCCGUUACAAAGUCAGCGGUCACAGAAGUCAUUUGAACGUCCGGGAGCUCACAGCCAACAGGUCAGUCGUCUGGCGGUCUGACCACGAGUGCGACAUGAGCAAGUGUGCGCCGUGGGAAGCAUCAACAGGCAAAUUCAUUCUUUUCUUGCAUCGCCAACAACCGCUAGCUGCACGCAUCAGCACGUCUCCGUGAUAACGUCGGGUGGAGUCACAUGUCUGAUGUACCGAAUGUUCCCGGCUGUGAAAUACGUCUACCUGACUUGGCUCUCAUCAUCCAGCAGGGCCUCUUCAUGCUUUCUGAAGACACGGGUGCCGUCUUCCAGCCGUGUUUGUUGUGACGACCAAGGAAGCUGAAUAUUUUUCAUAGUUUCAUGACGCAUUAGCGUAUAUUUCUAUGCUCUUUAAUGCUCUUGUGUAUUUCUGCACUGAAUGUGUACAUUGAUAUGAGACGCACACGUUACUAGUAUUUAUGUAUUGCAUACAGAUAUAUAUAUAUAUAUAUAUAAAUAUAUAUAUAAACAUACAUACAUGAAGUAUGACUUUGUUGAACCCGAGUUGUACGCCAGUGUCGGCUUGUGAUUCUUACACGUCAUGGACAAUAUGAAAUAUGAAGAAUGUGUUCCAAUUCAACAAUAAACUACAUA
Messenger RNA from Dunckerocampus dactyliophorus (ringed pipefish), 2240 nucleotides. It is a transcript of the gene ca4a, whose product is annotated as carbonic anhydrase IV a. The record is from RefSeq and is a predicted model, not a curated record. Gene Ontology annotation, cellular component: plasma membrane. NCBI's taxonomy places the organism in Eukaryota, Metazoa, Chordata, Actinopteri, Syngnathiformes, Syngnathidae. Gene Ontology annotation, molecular function: zinc ion binding; carbonate dehydratase activity. The coding region runs from base 104 to 1027 and encodes 307 amino acids. The transcript has 8 exons.